Messenger RNA from Toxoplasma gondii ME49, 2907 nucleotides. RefSeq lists its product as hypothetical. NCBI's taxonomy places the organism in Eukaryota, Apicomplexa, Conoidasida, Eucoccidiorida, Sarcocystidae. The transcript is spliced from 6 exons. The coding region runs from base 1 to 2907 and encodes 968 amino acids. The record is from RefSeq and is a predicted model, not a curated record. Gene Ontology annotation, molecular function: metal ion binding.
AUGGCGUGCGGGUCGCUGCUUAGUGAAGAGGAUCUGUGUCGUUUCCGCACUAAGAAGUGCCGGAGGCUCGUCAGUGGCGCAUGCGAAUUUGGAAUCACGCGCUGUCAAUAUUCUCACAACCAGUACUGGAGCCGCAGAUGCCCCAUUUAUCUUUCGGACAGAUCAUUCAUACGAUAUAUCCACGUCCUCUGUCCACACGUUACCACUAAGCAAGCCGAUCCGACAGAGCGUCCAACCCAUGGAGGCGGCUGCGGCAGGCCGCGUUGCAUUCGACGCCAGGCAGGAGGUGGUGCUUCGGGGCAGCAAAUCCCGCAUACAAAGGGCAAUGGGCGGCGGCGGGGAGGAAGUGGGUCAGGAAAGGGAGGAGGAGAUGCAUGUUGUUGUUUCAAUGAAUGGAAGGAGGAAAUAAUUGUAAAUACGUGUCCUCGCGGAGGAGAAUGCCCGUUUGCCCAUUCUACAGAGGAGAUCCUGUAUCACCCACUGUUCUACAAGAUGAUCAUCUGCGAGAAGUACCGAGAAGAUGUGUGCGACACGUACUACUGCCCAUACAUCCAUGGCCUUGCUGAGGCAAGACAACCGAAACAGUAUAAACUACCGUUCACGACGGGCAUCGACAUUCCUCCGCUGCCUUGCGUUACAAUCGUGGCGAGGAUCGAGAAAAAGAAGGCGCCAUUAUCCGGCGUGACCUUGGAAGACGCAACGACUACAGCAGUUGGCCACAAUGCGGCGGUCUCCGGUGACAAUGCAGGUUCAUUGUUGCGUCAGGCGGUUGCUGCAGCGCAGCGACAGCACCGUGAGCUGCAACAACGCGGCUUGCAGAUUUGCCGAUCCCUCACGAAUAAUGGUGAAAGCGAUUUGCCGGAAGUGUCACGGAAGUUAGGAGAGCCGGCUGCUCACAGUGUAAGCAACUUGGUUGGAAGUAACCCACAGCAUGAGGUGCGAGCACGUCCCGACUGCUCGGGCGAAGCAGGAGCCUCUGAGGAUGAUAACGCCUUUGCAUGUAAGGCACUGUUCGAUGCGUUGCGGACUCUGGAAGGAGAUAAGCCUUCCUGCAACCUGAGCAUGACAGGUGGAAACCGAAGGUCGAAGACAAGGGAGAGCGGGCUGGAGGCUGUAACCGCACGGCUAACAGGCUCUCAGCAUCGUUCCUUCUCGGGUAGCAGGUGGACAAGUCUUCGCCCAGCGUUGGCGUCUCAGUUUGAUAACACACCCAUUCGUGGGCGCGAGAGACAGGCUCAAGAACUGACACCUCCGAGAGGGGCUCCGCGCCUGAUGCUUGGUGGGAUUGCUCCCGAGGCGGCCGCUUCUUUGGCUUCGCGCAUGUCUCCAGUGCAGCUACUGACUGCUGCUUUCGAGUUGUGUGGGCAUGACACUCGAAAAGAUACUAGAGGGUUCUCCCUCGAUAAUUUCGACGGCGUGCAGGAGGGUAGAACAGUUCAGCCUGAUGUAAAACCAAUGGGACGAUUAACGGAGGUCCACUGUGGCGAAGUAGAUAGAGACGUGACAGAAAGGCAGAUUGACUGUGAUGUGGAACAGGCUGGAGUGCCGGUAGAAGAGAGCGUGGCAGACAACGACCAGAUGAUGUCCGCACAGCUCCUGUUGCACUUCGGUCCGCAGUCCUCGUCGCGCAGUGAAAGGGCACUGGAUCCCACGCCGGUCAUGCCGCCGACCUCAGCGAUUCCCCCUGAAGGCCAGGUGGUGUCCGAAAGCGAGUGCCCUCAAGGUACCGCUCACGCGCCGCCAUCAGAGGUAGCUUCAGGGUCGCCGGCAGAGGAGGGCGGCGUGGCAGGCGGUAUCCCGUUUGCUUCUUUGGAAUCAUCUACUGCCUCGUCUCCUCUUUCGUCUCCAUCGUCACCAUCUCAGGAUUUUCAGUCUGGUGACCUGGUUGCAUUCACAACACAGAGUGACACAAGCCGAGACCAGCCCUGUUGCAUGAGCGCCACAACACGCUCCCCAAGCGAAUCGGGAGCAGAGCCGGAAUUACCCAGCCCCGACCGUAGCUCACACCAUAGUGUGUCAAGCGCUGGAAAUGGACGCACAGGCGACGGAGAAGUAACGGAUGUGGUGGGAGCCGACGUUUCUGUGAGAGGGGUAACAGAAAGUGGCGCGGUUGUGAGCGUGAUCAUGGAGCCUGUGAUCGACGAGGAACUGAAAAAUGAUGGAGAGAGAAGAGAUACCCCGAAAGAGGAAAUACGGGAGACAGUAGCAGUUGGAAAGACACGAAACCGUGAAUGGAAGCUUUUAUCCAGAGGCUGCAUACCACAGCCGUCAGCAUCGUACGCGGUCGGCGGUGCGGAAGCAAAUACAGAACAUGAUAAUCAGGUGAUCGUCGACGACGAACGGACGGAACUCUUAGAGGGAGAGGGUUGCCAGUCGGAGGUUUCUCCACAGCAAUCUGGUGGGAAUUUAAAUGAUGGACUGCCAUUCCAGGAUGCCACAAAUAGAACGCCCAAUGAGCUGAUCGAUUUACUGGAACAGGCCAUCAAAGCUCUAUGGGAGAACAUCUGGAAGCACACUCCAAAGCAGUGGACUCGCAUUCAGUGCGCCUCUCGAGAACUGACAAACCUCCUCGAGCUGCGUAGUAUCGGCCAGCUGGCAACUGUUGGAGUAACCGAAGACCAGUGGUCGGAUUUGAUGAGCGUGAUGUGCGCGCUCGAAGGGUCAUCGACAUUGCCUGCGACAGGAGGCCUGUUUUUGGCCUCAACCGGUGCCUCCCCAUCAUCUUCGAGCGAACUCGCAUGUAAUUGGGUUAGAUCUGUUCCGGGCCCUGAUCACAGUAGUCCUUUGUCGUUCACCUAUAUCGACCGGUGUGCACAAAGCGGCAAGCCACCGAAUUUCUGUUCGGGGAGGCGGCUACCACGCGCAUCCGAAGAUAUGUCGCCAACUCAUGCGUUUCUUCAUUGGUGA